CUCUCUCUCUCUCUGUUGGAAGGGAGUCUGCUGACAGGGAAAGCUGAGCGGAAGGACACGGAGGAGGUUGGUAGCGUUGAAGCUUUUCUCGGUUUCUGACUUUUCACACCCUUGUCGUCUUCGUGAGAGUGAUUUCUAUCUAUCAAGGGGUGGAAGACGUGCCAUUUUUGUUUGGUUCUGCAAUGUGUCCUUCGCCGCUCUAGUCGCUGCUAGCUGUUGCCGUCCUCUUUCUCUCUCUCUCCGUGUUGUUUCUGCUUAUCCGAAGGGUAAAAAACCUCUCGCGGUGCAAUGCCCGUAGCUGAAACCCGUGAACUGGCUAGAUAUUCUCCGAAAUCUGUUGCUCAAUUCCAGUAUCUUCAAUCCGGCUCCGAUCUCCUGGCGGGAAAAUGGGUUUGCUCUUCCUCGGCCCCUCUCUUCUCAGUUCCUUUGAAGCCCUACCCUUGCCGGAGAAGCUCUCCUUCGCUGCAAACCUCUUGCUUCUCCUCCUCCUAUUCUUGUCCUCCACAACCCGCGUCUUCUACCGUGUCUUGUCUCGGGUGAUCCCGUUCAAGGAUGAUGAUGGUAAUCUCGUCCAGGCUCGCGCCGACUCUGGUGGUGCCGUUAGAGAUCCGGUGAUCGUUAUCGUCCGAUGUUGGUUCAAGGUCGCUAUUUCUUGCACCCUCUACCUCCUCUUCCUCCAGAUAAUAGUUCUCGGCUAUGAAACACAACGUAUUUUUCGCUUCGGAUUCGAAGAUUAUUCCGUAUUUUACUUACCCUGCGUUGAGGCAAUCGCUUGGCUUGCUGUAAUAUUCUCGGCAUUACGAAGUAGGUUUAAGGUCUCGAUAAAGUUUCCCUUUCUGGUUAGGCUUUGGUGGCCUGUGUCGUUCUGCCUUUGUCUUUAUAUUGGAUAUGUUGAUACCAGAGGGUUUUUUGAUAAGUGCGCUCACUUAAGCUCUCAUGUGGUGGCGAAUUAUGCUGCUGCUCCUGCUCUUACCUUCCUUUCCAUUGCCUCCAUCCGUGGAAUUUCUGGCAUAGAUGUGUACAGGAGAAAUUCUGAUCUUCAUGAGCCUCUACUUGCUGAGGAAGAGGAAGCUGGUUGCCUCAAGGUCACCCCCUACAGUGAAGCAGGGUUUUUCAGCCUUGCAACCCUGUCUUGGCUCAACCCUCUACUCUCUAUAGGUGCCAAGAGGCCCCUUGAGCUGAGGGAUGUGCCAUUGCUGGCUCAUAAAGACAGAUCCAAAACUUCAUAUAAGGUCUUGAAUUCAAAUUGGGAGAGAUUGAAAGCUGAGAACCCUUCAAAGCAGCCCUCCUUGGCAUUGGCGAUUCUUCAUUCGUUUUGGAAAGAAGCAACGGUGAAUGCCAUCUUUGCUGGAUUAAACACAUUGGUAUCUUAUGUUGGACCAUAUAUGAUAAGAUAUUUCGUUGAUUACUUGAGUGGAGAUGUGGCUUUUCCUCAUGAAGGUUACGUCCUGGCAUCAGUAUUUUUUGUGGCAAAGUUGCUAGAGACAGUUACGACCAGACAAUGGUAUUUAGGAGUAGAUAUAUUAGGCAUGCAUGUUAGAUCGGCUUUGACAGCGCUGGUUUAUAGGAAAGGACUAAGGUUAUCAAGCACAGCACGACAGAGUCACACCAUUGGGGAGAUUGUUAAUUAUAUGGCGGUGGAUGUACAAAGGGUAGGUGACUACUCGUGGUAUCUUCAUGACAUAUGGAUGCUUCCCUUGCAAAUCGUUCUUGCUCUGGCUAUUUUAUACAAGAAUGUUGGAAUUGCUUCGGUGGCAACACUUGUGGCAACUAUUGUGUCCAUUGCUAUCACCAUUCCUCUUGCAAAGAUGCAAGAGGAAUAUCAAGAUAAUCUCAUGGCUGCCAAGGAUGAUCGAAUGAGGACAACCUCAGAAUGCUUGAGAAACAUGAGAAUCCUGAAGCUUCAAGCUUGGGAGGAUCGCUAUAGAUUGAAGUUAGAAGAGAUGAGAAAUGUGGAGUUUAGUUGGCUCCGGAAAGCCUUGUAUUCUCAGGCUUUUAUCACUUUUAUCUUCUGGGGAUCCCCCAUUUUUGUGUCUGUUGUGACAUUUGCUACUUGCAUAUUGCUAGGUGGUCAGCUCACUGCUGGUGGUGUGCUCUCUGCACUGGCCACCUUUCGGAUUCUCCAGGAGCCUCUAAGAAACUUUCCAGAUUUGGUUUCAAUGAUCGCCCAGACAAAAGUGUCUGUUGAUCGAAUAGCAGGUUUUUUGCAAGAGGAGGAGUUGCAAUUUGAUGCCACGAUUGUUAUUCCUAGUGGGCUUGGAAGCACAGCCAUUGAGAUUAGAGAUGGAGAAUUUUGUUGGGACCCUAGUUCUUCUCAACCUACACUUUCAUCAAUACAAUUGGUAGUGGAGAAGGGGAAGCGUGUGGCAGUCUGUGGUGUGGUAGGUUCUGGGAAGUCGAGCUUCCUCUCUUGUAUCCUGGGGGAAAUACCCAAACUUUCCGGUGAAGUUAAGAUAAGUGGCUCUGCGGCUUAUGUUUCUCAGUCAGCUUGGAUACAGUCAGGAAAUAUCGAGGAAAACAUCCUAUUUGGGAGCCCAAUGGACAAGCAAAGGUACAAGAAUGUUAUUAAUGCUUGCUCACUAAAAAGGGAUCUGGAGCUAUUUUCCCAUGGAGAUCAAACAAUAAUUGGUGAUAGAGGGAUAAACUUAAGUGGUGGCCAGAAACAGAGGGUUCAACUUGCUCGAGCGCUCUAUCAGGAUGCUGACAUUUAUUUACUCGAUGACCCAUUUAGUGCAGUUGAUGCUCAUACUGGGAGCGAUUUGUUCAAGGACUAUAUUUUAUCUGCCCUGGCCAGCAAGACCGUGGUAUUUGUCACCCAUCAAGUUGAAUUUCUUCCAGCUGCUGAUUUGAUACUGGUACUUAAAGAGGGUCGCAUAAUACAGGCUGGAAAAUAUGAUGAUCUUCUAAAAGCUGGAACUGACUUCAAUGCAUUGGUUUCAGCUCAUCAUGAAGCAAUUGAAGCAAUGGAUAUCCCAGAAUGCAUGUUGGAGGAUGUAUCAAUGCUUGGCAGAAGAUCAGCAUCAAGUGUAAGCAAUGCUGAUGGCAUGGGAACUGAAGCACUAGUAAAGGAGUCUCCAUCCGAGAGAAAUGUUAUAAAGGAAAAAAAGAAAUCUAAACGCAGCAGAAAAAAGCAGCUUGUUCAAGAAGAAGAGCGAGAAAGGGGAAAAAUUAGUUUGAAGGUGUACUUGUCAUACAUGGCUGCAGCAUAUAAAGGAGCACUAAUACCUUUGAUUAUUUUGUCGCAGACGACAUUUCAGGUUUUGCAGAUCGCUAGUAACUGGUGGAUGGCUUGGGCAAAUCCCCAAACACAUGGUGAUAAGCCAAAGAUGACUAGUACAUUUCUUCUCGUGGUUUACAUGGCACUUGCUUUUGGAAGCUCUUGGUUUGUCUUUUUUCGAGCAGUUCUUGUGGCUACUUUUGGCCUAGCAGCUGCACAAAAGUUGUUUAUGAAGAUGUUGAGAACUAUUUUUCGGGCUCCUAUGUCAUUUUAUGAUUCCACCCCAACGGGGAGAAUUUUGAAUCGUGUUUCAAUAGAUCAAAGUGUUGUUGAUCUUGAUAUUCCAUUCAGACUUGGUGGGUUUGCGUCAACCACAAUUCAACUUCUUGGUAUAGUUGGUGUGAUGUCUAAGGUUACAUGGCAGGUUUUGCUCCUUCUAAUUCCAAUGACCAUCAUUUGCUUGUGGAUGCAGAAGUAUUAUAUGGCUUCAUCAAGAGAGCUUGUGCGUAUUGUCAGUAUCCAGAAGUCUCCAAUUAUCAAUAUUUUUGGGGAAUCUAUUGCUGGCGCUUCAACUAUUAGAGGAUUUGGACAAGAAAAGAGAUUCAUCAAAAGGAACCUGUACCUUCUUGAUUGCUUUUCACGCCCUUUCUUUUGCAGUCUUGCAGCAAUUGAAUGGCUAUGCUUGCGUAUGGAAUUGCUAUCUACUUUUGUAUUUGCUUUCUGCAUGACACUUCUUGUUAGUUUCCCACAUGGAAGUAUUGAUCCAAGUAUGGCGGGCCUAGCUGUAACAUACGGUCUUAAUUUAAAUGCCCGCUUGUCCCGGUGGAUAUUGAGCUUUUGUAAACUUGAAAAUAAGAUUAUUUCUAUAGAGCGCAUACACCAGUACUGCCAAAUUCCUAGUGAAGCUCCAACUAUUAUUGAUAAUUCUAGACCUCCACCUUCGUGGCCUGUGAACGGGAAGAUUGAACUACUAGACCUCCAGGUUCGUUACAAGGAGAGCUUGCCAAUAGUUCUCCAUGGUGUAACUUGCGUGUUUCCUGGUGGUAAAAAAAUAGGCAUUGUUGGGCGUACGGGAAGCGGUAAAUCUACCCUUAUACAGGCACUUUUCCGCUUGGUUGAACCGGUACAUGGAAAGAUAGUCAUUGAUGAUAUAGACAUCUCUACUAUUGGCCUUCAUGAUCUUCGUAGCCGUCUUGGUAUCAUUCCACAAGAUCCUACCUUGUUUGAAGGUACAAUUAGGGGCAAUCUUGAUCCACUUGAAGAGCACUCUGAUUAUGAAAUUUGGCAGGCAUUGGACAAGUGUCAACUUGGUGAGGUCAUCCGCCAAAAGGAACAAAAAUUAGACUCUCCAGUACUUGAGAAUGGAGAGAAUUGGAGUGUAGGGCAGCGUCAGCUUGUUUCGUUAGGAAGAGCUUUAUUAAAACAGGCGCGAAUACUUGUUCUUGAUGAAGCAACGGCUUCUGUUGAUACUGCAACCGAUAAUCUGAUUCAGAGGAUCAUACGAUGUGAAUUCAAGGAUUGCACGGUUUGCACAAUAGCACAUCGCAUCCCAACUGUAAUCGAUAGCGAUCUUGUUUUGGUUCUUAGUGAUGGGAAAGUUGCAGAGUUUGACAGCCCACAUAGGCUUUUGGAGGACAAGACAUCAAUGUUUAUGAAACUUGUCUCUGAAUACUCUAUAAGGUCAAGCAGCAUUCCAGAUGCUUGAGCAAGAGCCUCUUUAUUACAUAUUAUGAAAACUGAAAGAUGAACGAAGAACUGAGGCUGUAUCAAGAGCUCUGCACAGUUGAACACAGUUGACAAUGGGAAGUCAUCAAAAUGUAAUAAAGAGGGAUCAUUGGAAGUUCUAUUAGGCCUUCAAGGAAGAUGAAUGGAGAGGCACUUUACUGCCUGGUAGAGUUGAAAGCUUUCUUUUCAGGUUAAGUUAACCGUAACUGCUGAAUCCGAUUCUUCAAGUGAAGUUGAAAUAAUAGGAGAGUCCAACAAGUAGGUCAUAGGAAUUAAUUUUGACGUGUACAUCAUUGAACUUCUCCUUUAAAUUUUGGUUAGAAUUGGUUCUCAUUGAUAGAUUUUGUAUUUCAAGAUGUUUUGGAUGAUGAGGUUUAAUGAGAAAGAAAUAAAGCAGUUUUCUGUUCUGCUUGCCCCUAA
Molecule: messenger RNA, 5362 nt
Organism: Dendrobium catenatum
Lineage: Eukaryota; Viridiplantae; Streptophyta; Magnoliopsida; Asparagales; Orchidaceae
Product: ABC transporter C family member 5
Biological process (GO): transmembrane transport
Cellular component (GO): plant-type vacuole; vacuolar membrane
Molecular function (GO): ABC-type transporter activity; ATP hydrolysis activity; ATP binding
Source: RefSeq, a predicted model, not a curated record